AUGACCACUAUAAUUGAUUCUUUUUCAUUCCUGUCCGCAACACUUAUGGCCAUCAUGAAUUCGCUCCCUCCUUUAAUCCUUCGCGAGAUCUUCGAACACCUAUCACACGAUUUUCCAGUAGGACGUUGUACCCUUCGAUCGCUCCUAAGAAUAAACAGAGACUGGCGAGACAUUGCAAUUCCCGUAUUCUGGCAAAGACCAUUCGACAGAUAUCCCGAUUGCUCUAUAGUCAAUACUCUAACCUUGCAUCUCAAUGAAGAGGAGCGCAGAUUAAUCUCGCUCCUGCUUCCACCCAAUCUUGAUUUUAAAAUAUCCUAUGCUCGUCACCUGCGAGAACUUGAUUUCGAUACUCUGUGCCGAUCCAUUGACUUAUGGCUUGUUAAAACAAAGCAUAUCUGGCGUCGUAGAUUGAGUUGUGAGGAGGCAGAUGGUAGAGUCGCGAGUUUUCAAAGUCUACUAGAGGUAAAACAGCAGAUUGUAUAUUCAUUCUUGAAAAUGUUUGUGAGACAUGGUGUUAGAUUACGAAUGCUCCUAUGCGAUUUCCGAGGAGUUGGUCUAACGGAGGAUGAUUUUCAGUUAAUGUUUAAACCUGAUGUGCAGACAUUGGCUUCUACUAUUUGUGAGGUUAGGAUAGCAGGGUCAACUAAUAUGGGAAAGCUAUUUGAUGGACUGACGAACACUGCGAGGGAUUUGGUUGGUUGA
This is a messenger RNA of Paraglomus brasilianum, 702 nucleotides long. NCBI's taxonomy places the organism in Eukaryota, Fungi, Glomeromycota, Glomeromycetes, Paraglomerales, Paraglomeraceae. The record is from the annotation of a GenBank genome assembly.